GGAUAGCGUAAACAUAACAUAUUUCAGGGAAAACUCUCUCUAAAAUGCCCGUUUUGCUGUGCUAUUUUGGACAGUAACCUAAUCCCGAAGCAGAAUGUUUAUGGACGACAGUGGCAUCGACAGCGGAGACAGGCUGGAGUCGCUGCUGAUUGACGAGCUCGGCACCUUCACAGAAGGCCAUCACGUGAAGGACACGACGGUAAGUGCUGGCAAGGCUAGCGUCGAUUCCGAUGCGGAAAGUGACAUCUUCUCGAAGCUGCACGACUUCGAUGUGGUGUUUGAGGAUCCGCACGAAAAGUUGCAGGAUCCGGCCCGGGCUGCAGCUGCCGUUGCGGCUGCUCCGGUUCCAGAUGGUGCGUACUUCCCCGCCGGACGACGCGAGCAUCCCGCGGGGCGGAAGGUUCUCGUGAGCGACAACAGUACCGACUCGUUUACAUCCUCUUCGGCGACUUCCAAUGGUGGUGGUACUCCGAUGGCAGCACCCGGGACGGGCAGUGUGGAUGAUGGGUCACUGGUGCGUGAUCACAAUGGCACCGCCCAGCUGAGCACCUGUAAGAUUUUGCAGCGCAAGCUGGAGUUGAAGGUGGAACGGGCCAAACGUAACUACAAACAGAUGUAUCAUGAUAACCAGGAAUCGGUCGAACGGGAACCGAAGAUAAGCAGUCUGAUACCAAUCUCCCGGCUCCCGAUUCCUGCCUGCCGGGACAGUCAUCAGCUCGUCGAUGUGAACACGGGUUUCAACAGCGACGACGACCUUGAGAACGUAUCCUUCUUUCCACGGGCACGAAAGACGAGCGGAACGCAGGCCCGGCAGGAACUGUCGGACACCUUCAGCAUCCAGGAGAUGACGAUCGAGUCAGACAACGACGAUCUGGACUUUGAGCAAUGUCGCAAGCUGUCGGAUAGCAAGGGCUACCGGAAGAUCCUCAAUCGAAGCGGCAGUGGAGGGAGCGCAGGGGGUGGACCGGAUGACUAUCUGGACAAUGACACGCUGGACGAAGACGACGACUCGCAGAACUUGGAGCUACUACCACCGAAGGGUGGAUACGCACUGAAGGAGCGAUUGCGACGACUGUUUUGUUGCUGCAGGAAGGACGACUUCCUGUGAUAGCGGAAGGGCACGCGAGGGGCCGUUGCAAGAUGGCUUCGCUGCUGUUGAGUUUCUUUUAUUUUAGUAUUUUUUCUAGUGCAAAAUGCGGGCUUCCGAGGUGCUAGCGUCCACGCGUUCCAGGACGAGGCGGAAGCUUAAUACAAAUAUUAUCAAUCUGCUGAAAAUAUACAUAACGAAGACAAACUAAUCGCUG
Anopheles coustani is the source of this 1304-nucleotide messenger RNA. RefSeq lists its product as uncharacterized. NCBI's taxonomy places the organism in Eukaryota, Metazoa, Arthropoda, Insecta, Diptera, Culicidae. The record is from RefSeq and is a predicted model, not a curated record. The transcript has 3 exons. The coding region runs from base 95 to 1108 and encodes 337 amino acids.